AUGGCUGAUAAUAAGGACACGGCCAAGGUGCCAGAGGUGAAACCAGCUGAGACAAAAGUCGCUGUGGAAGGUAAAGCGGUUGAGGUUCCUGCUGCUGCUGCUAAUGGUGCUAAUGGUGCUAAUGGUGCUACUGCUGCUACUACUGCUAACGCUAAAAUCAAUCCACCAAAACCAAAAGGUUAUACAAAUCCUGCAUUCCAAGCUAUGGGUAUCCCUGUUUUAAGACUACCAUCAAGAAAUUGGAUGAUUUUUUGGGCUGUUACUUCAGGUUUAAUUGGUGGUGUAUUAUAUGAUAAAUAUCAACAAUCUCAAAUUAGAUCUAAAUUGUGUGAAAGAGUUGCUAAAUAUGGUGCUAAACCUUUAGGUCCAAAUCAAUUAUCAAGAAAGAUUACCAUAUAUAUUGCACCACCUCCAGAUGAUUAUUUAGAUGAAUCAAUGGCAAUUUUUAGAAAAUAUGUUAAACCAAUUUUGAAUUCUGGUGGUGUUGAUUUCCAAAUUAAAUCUGAAAAUAGACAAGGUGUUAUAAGAAGUACAGUUGCAGCUGAAAUUAGAGAAUUACGUCGUAAUAUCUUGGAAAAUGAAGAGAAUUUAAUCAAAUUACAAAAUGAACAAAAAUGGUAUAAUAGAUUUAAAUCAUAUUUUAAAUCUAAUAAACCAACAAAGGAAAAAAUUGAAGCAUUAGAAUCUAAAAAAUUUACAGAUGAUUUACAAAUGCAAAAUGUUUUAGGUGUUUAUUAUAAUAAUAUUCAUAAAGAUGAUCCAAUCAAAAGUGAAGAAGUUGAUAUCAAAGAUCCAACUUUACAAGGUGGUGUUUUAUGUAUUGGUAGAGGUGCUUAUAAAGAAUAUUUACAUGGAUUACAUGAAGGUUUAUUAGGUCCUUUAGAAAAACCUUUAGAUCAUCGUGAAAUGGAGGAUUUUAAUAAAUCAAUUGAACCACCUGUUGUAACAAGUAUCGAAAAUGUUGAAUCUAAAGUUGAAAAUAAUGUUGAAACUCCUGUGGAUUCAAAUACUUCUGUAUCUGAAACCUCAGUAAGUGAAAAUAAAGAUGGAUCUAAUGAACAAUCAGAACAAUCAGAAAAAUCAAAUGAUGAAACCUCUGAAAACAAAGAAAAUGAUGAAAAUUCUGAAGAUAAACCUGAAGAAUUACCAAUUCCAAAACCAUUUAUAUCAACAACUGAUUAUCCAAAUUCUAAACUAGCACCAGAAUUAAUUAAAUAUUUAAAUUUUAAUCAAAAAAUACCAACAAAUUCACAAAUAUCACCAUUUUUCCAACAACCAAUUGCAGUUAUUCCUGUUUUUUUCUUACAAGGAUUUCUAAAUUUCCCAAUUCGUCUUUAUAGAUUUUAUACAAGACGUUAUUAUACUGAAGAAUAUGGGAAAUUGACUGUUGCAUUAGUUGAAAAUCAAACUAGAUCAUUUAAUAAAGAAACUGAUUUAAAUUUUGCCUUGGAUGAAGAAUUAGAAUGGCCUAAAAAAUGGGUUGAUAGAGCUAAAGAAAGACAAAGUGAAUGGGUUCAAGAAUUGACUGUUGAUGAUAGAGUUUUAAAUAAAUUAUCAGUUUAUGAUGAAGGAUAUUUAAAAUAA
Molecule: messenger RNA, 1584 nt
Organism: Hansenula ciferrii
Lineage: Eukaryota; Fungi; Ascomycota; Saccharomycetes; Phaffomycetales; Wickerhamomycetaceae
Gene: TIM54
Product: Tim22-complex subunit TIM54
Exons: 1
Coding region: 1-1584 (527 amino acids)
Source: RefSeq, a predicted model, not a curated record